This is a messenger RNA of Symbiodinium natans, 345 nucleotides long. Lineage: Eukaryota; Dinophyceae; Suessiales; Symbiodiniaceae. The record is from the annotation of a GenBank genome assembly.
AUGGCCCGCCUCUUACUCCAGUCGCAAAUUGCUUACGCCCCGGAAGUUCCAGGAUUCUACAGAAGGAAGAAAAGCGCGGCGCUGGGUGCUUCUCACGCUUCAGAGGCCUGUGACACCUACGUCGUGCUCAACCACGACCAGGUCUUCCUCACUCCAGGGUUGCUCCAGGGGAUUGCUUGGGGAUUGCUUGGUUCUUGCUGUUCAGGGGUGAUUGCCUUUUCUGCGCGCGCCCCAGCUGCAUGGGCGCAGCAGCAAUCCACCCCGCACAGGAGCUAUACGAAGCUCGAGGCUUCAACCUUGUCCUGGAAAUUUCGGAGAUGGACAGCGAUAAUGCCGUAUGGUUAG